Messenger RNA from Paramecium tetraurelia, 1056 nucleotides. RefSeq lists its product as uncharacterized. Gene Ontology annotation, cellular component: cytoplasm; autophagosome. The transcript is spliced from 5 exons. The record is from RefSeq and is a predicted model, not a curated record. Gene Ontology annotation, molecular function: protein serine/threonine kinase activity; ATP binding. Gene Ontology annotation, biological process: autophagy; peptidyl-serine phosphorylation; protein autophosphorylation. Lineage: Eukaryota; Ciliophora; Oligohymenophorea; Peniculida; Parameciidae.
AUGUUUGACAAAAGAAUUGACAAAUAUAUUAUUAAUGUAAAUAAUAGAAUUGGACAAGGAUAUAAUGCUGAAGUUUAUAGAGGAAUCAAUGAAAAAACUGGGGAGAAGGUAACUAUCAAGAUGUUGAGUAAAUCGGUAAUAGAUUCGUAAUAAUUUAUUCAUCAAGAUAGAGAUGACUAUUUAAGGGAAGGACUUUUUCAAGAAGUUAAGAUUAUGUAUCAAUUACAGAGUCCAAAUAUUGUGGCUGUUUUGGAAGUCAUGAAAACAAAUAAUAAUUAUUAUAUUGUUUAAGAAUACUGUGAUGGAGGAAAUUUUUAUGAACUUUUGAAGAAAAGAAAAUUACUUUCUGAAAAAGAUACAAUCAAACUUUUGAUUGAUAUACUUAAUGGUUUUACUCAACUUAUAAAAAAUGGUGUAACUCAUAGAAAUCUUAAACCUGAAAAUAUUUUAAUUGAUAAAUAAACCUAUAAAUUGGCUAACUUUGGCUUUGCCAAGUUUGUGAGCAAUUAUAAUAAAUCUAUGAUGGAUUCUAUCGUUGGAACACCACUUUACAUGAGUCCUCAACUUUUAGAUCGGCAAAUGUAUAACUCCAAAACUGAUGUCUGGAGUUUAGGAAUCAUAUUGUAUGAGGCCUUAUUUGGAAAGACGCCUUGGACAGCCAGAUCACCUCCUGAACUCAUAAAAAACAUAAAAACUUAGCCUUUAUAAUUCCCUAAUGACAAAAAUUAAAUUUCUUAGAAAACUAAAGAUUUAAUAAUUGGAUGCUUAUAAGUUGAUGAAAACAAGAGAUUUUCAUUCGAGGAAAUCUAUAAGCAUCCAGCUGUAUCCCAAUACUUUAUUGCAUAAGAUGUUAAUAACAGCAAAACUAGAUUGGAUAAGCGAGCUCGAAGUGUAAUUGAUGAUAUUAAAUGCAUAAUAUAAAAAGAGAAAAUAGAUUUAUAGUGGUUAAUUGCUGAAUUAAAAAUGGAAAAAGAUAAGACUCUAGAUGCUAAUGUAUUUUCAAAGUCUGGAAAUUGAAUUUUAAAUACAUUUGCAUAAUUUAAUCAUUUUCUAAGU